Molecule: messenger RNA, 1023 nt
Organism: Carya illinoinensis
Lineage: Eukaryota; Viridiplantae; Streptophyta; Magnoliopsida; Fagales; Juglandaceae
Product: glucan endo-1,3-beta-glucosidase, acidic-like
Exons: 2
Coding region: 1-1023 (340 amino acids)
Biological process (GO): carbohydrate metabolic process
Cellular component (GO): plasma membrane
Molecular function (GO): hydrolase activity, hydrolyzing O-glycosyl compounds
Source: RefSeq, a predicted model, not a curated record
AUGAGUGAGAAAGCGUCAUUCUCUGGUGCGACGUGCGGCAGCUGGCUGGCUUUCUCAAAAUCUGCUGCACCCAUUGGAAUAUGUUAUGGCCGCGUAGCCAACAACCUGCCGUCGCCCCCCUCAGUGAUCGACCUCCUUAAAUCCAACAACAUCAGAUAUGUCCGCCUCUUUGACGCCGACCCCACAACUCUGAAGUCAUUCUCAGGCACCCGAAUCAACCUAGUGAUCGGCGUGCCCAACGAAAUCCUCCCCUGCCUUGCCUCCAACCCCACCAAUGCUUCCCUUGACUGGCUCAGAUCCAAUAUCUUUGCCCACGUCCCAGCCAACCAGGUCCGCUACAUCAGGGUCGGCAACGAGGUCUUCCUCAAAGACCAAUUAUUCACGCCCUACGUGGUUCCGGCCAUUCUAAAUCUCUACCAAGCUCUCCAAACCCUAGGCCUCACUGAUUCCAUCAAGCUAUCGUCGCCACAAGCAGCGUCUGUUGUCGUCAAUUCAUACCCUACAUCCUCUGCAACCUUUGAUCCGUACAUUGAAUCCGCUAUUAUUCCUCUUCUACGAUACCUAUACGAAUGUCGUUCUCCGUUUAUGGUUAACGUGUACCGCUACUUUAGCUACGUAAACAAGGGAAACCGUGUUUCUUUAGAUUAUGCUUUGUUUAGGUCCGACAAUGCAGUUAGGGAUGGUGCAAUGGAGUAUACCAAUCUUUUCGACGCGAGCGUGGAUGCUUUUGUGUAUGCAAUGGAGAAGGCCGGGUUUCCGGGCAUUCCCGUGGUGGUGACAGAGACGGGGUGGCCGACGAGGGGCGGAGAAGGGGCGAGUCCAGAAAAUGCAUUGGCCUAUAAUGGGAACGUGGUGAAGCGGGCGGUGAACGAGGUCGGGACCCGAAGGAGGCCAAGGAAUGGGGUGGAAGUUUACUUGUUUGAUCUAUUCGAUGAGAAUAAAAAGGGUGGGGAGGUUUACGAGAAGCAUUUUGGGAUUUAUGGUGUUGAUGGGGUUAGGGCUUAUAAUCUUAGUUUUAAUUAA